AUGCUUUCGUUAGCCAUUCCAGGUGUCAUCAUGGUGAUUGCGGAAUUCUUGGCAUUUGAAGUGUUGACUAUAUUAGCUGCAAGUUUUGGAACUGAAUCUUUGGCAGCACAAUCGAUUGUAUCUAAUGUUGCAUCUCUAUUCUUCCAAAUGCCAUUUGCAGUUGCUGUUGUGUUAAGUACUAGAAUUGGACAUUUUGUUGGAAAUGAAAGUAUAAGAGGGGCAAAGAUUAAUACUAAUUUGUUUUGUUUACUCGGUGGUAUUCUUGGAAUUUUCAAUUUCUCAGUUAUGUUCUUUGGUAGAACUGGAUUAAGUAAAUUAUUUACUCAAGAUCCUAAAGUAUUAGAAAUUUCCAAAACUCUUCUUACAUUGGCUGCAAUAAAUCAAAUUGGAGAUGCAUUUAAUGUUAUAGCUACUGGGGUAUUAAGAGGUCAAGGAAGGCAACAGAUUGGGUCAGUAUUAAAUAUGAUUUCAUAUUAUUUAAUAGCAUUGCCAUUAGGGUAUAUAUUUGCAUUUCCAAUGGGAUUACAUUUGAAUGGCUUAUGGUUGGGAUUAAUCUCGGGAGUUGGAUUUUUGGCAAUUGGUUGUGGUGUUGUUGCAUAUUGGUGUAAUUGGGAAAAGAUACUACGUGAUUCUAAAGGAAUGCAUGAUCAUUAA
Messenger RNA from Hemisphaericaspora subhashii, 654 nucleotides. RefSeq lists its product as uncharacterized. NCBI's taxonomy places the organism in Eukaryota, Fungi, Ascomycota, Pichiomycetes, Serinales, Debaryomycetaceae. Gene Ontology annotation, cellular component: membrane. The record is from RefSeq and is a predicted model, not a curated record. Bases 1 to 654 code for a protein of 217 amino acids. Gene Ontology annotation, molecular function: antiporter activity; xenobiotic transmembrane transporter activity. The transcript has a single exon. Gene Ontology annotation, biological process: transmembrane transport.